Molecule: messenger RNA, 2849 nt
Organism: Closterium sp. NIES-67
Lineage: Eukaryota; Viridiplantae; Streptophyta; Zygnematophyceae; Desmidiales; Closteriaceae
Source: the annotation of a GenBank genome assembly
AUAAUGCCGUAGUUACAGGAGGCCAGGCAGUGGUAUCACUAGAAUAAGAGAACUGCGAGCGUUCCGGCCGGCCCUCAUCAUGCUUGCCUCCGUCGCUCCAAGCGCGCCGACAUCGUCGUGCGCUUUCCCGUCACCGUCAACGUCAUUGUCAGCGUGCCCAGCCCGAAAGGGCAGCCGACAGGGAGGACCAACCACUCGCCGAUUUCAGUCUCUGUCUCCGUCUCCGUCACCGUCUCCGUUAUCGUUAUCGUCGCCGCCGUCUACUAGAGCCUUCGUCCCUCCAACCCAACGAUCUUCCUUCAGUGGCCCCUCCAGCACUCCCCACAACCGCCUCGCCGGAACUUGCUCUCUUACCUCCCAGACUGCCCAAAUUUCCGCAUCCUCCGCCGCCAUCCUCGCAUCCCUCAUGUCUCGGAAAAGUAAAAUCUCCGCUUUGACGUCCCCGCCUGGUGCAUCCGCCGCAUCUGGCACCGUGCCUGGCGCCGCAGUUGCCGCUGGCGCUGCAGCCAUUCCCGAGCUGAGGAGCGGCAGAGGGAGGGGAAGGGUCGUAGCUGCUCGUGCGAGUGGUGGAGCAGCUUCGGAAUCAGGCUCGGAAUCAGGCUCGGCAGGGGCGGGAGGAAUGGUGCUGGCAGCUGUGCUCGUGGCGUGUAUUGGAGCAUUCGCCUUUGGUUACCACAUAAGCGUGGUCAACGGGCCGUUGGAUGAGAUCCUAGUCAGCAUAGGGGCACCGGGCAACUCCCUCGUGGGAGGUUGGGUGGUGAGCGUGUCGCUGCUCACUGCAGCGUGUGGCGCGCUCUCUGCGGGCUGGCUGGCCGACUCAGUGGGGAGAAAGGCUGCCUUCCAGCUGCUCGCCCUUCCCUUGGCGAUAGGCAGUGUUCUCAGCGCCACAGCUGCGUCCAUCCCCCAAAUGCUCGUCGGUCGAGCGCUCACAGGGCUGGCCUUUGGCGUCAUCUCCUGCGUUGUGCCCGUCUACAUCUCCGAGAUCUCACCAGCGCCAGUGCGCGGCCGUCUUGGAUCACUCAACCAGCUGGUCAUCUGCACUGGCAUUCUCACCGCACUGCUUGCCGGCCUGCCGCUCGCUGGCAACCCAUUGUGGUGGCGCCAGAUGUUCUGGAUUGGAGCGCUGCCAGCUGUCGCCCUUGCUGCUGGCAUGGCAUGGGCGCCUGAGAGCCCCAGAUGGCUGGCUAAGGUCGGCAGGAAGGACGAGGCAGAGCGGCAGUUGAAGCGCCUGCUAGGCCCGGCCCAUGGUGCUGCUGCUGUGGCUGACCUUGCGUCCUCCGCGGCUGAAAGUGCUGGUGCUGCUGCUGCCAAGGGUGCUGCUGGUGAUGGAUUGGAGCGUGCAGAGGCAGGCGUGGGUGCGGCAAGGAGGAGAGCAGACGAAGCAGCUUCCGCCUCCCUGCAGACUCUCUUUUCGAAUCGCUAUCGAAAAGUGGUGCUGCUGGGAAUGAUGCUCUUCGCCCUCCAGCAGUUCGCCGGCAUCAACGCGGUCAUUUACUACUCUUCUGCUGUCUUCCGCACCGCCGGCAUUCAGUCUGACGUCGCUGCCAGCACACUCGUGGGGCUUGCUAACGUUCUAGGCACAGCUGUCUCUCUCGGAUUGGUGGACAAGCAGGGCCGCAAGAGCCUCCUCAUGGGUUCGUUUGCAGGCAUGGGCUGCUCCAUGCUCCUGCUAGCGCUCUCCCUCUCCUUCCCGCCGCUGCAGCCCAUAGCGGCGCCUCUCUCCGUCCUCGGCACCGUCGCCUACGUGCUCUCCUUCGCCAUGGGGGCGGGCCCGGUGCCAGCCUUGCUCCUGCCGGAGAUCUUCCCCUCGCACAUCCGCGCGUCUGCAGUUGCGGCGGCGCUCACUACGCACUGGCUCUGCAACUUCGUUAUCGGCCUCUCCUUUCUGGGGGUUGUGAGGGCCGUGGGCGUGGCGGCCGCGUAUGUGGGGUUUGCCGCGGUGUGCUUUGCCGGGGUGCUGUUUGUGCGGGGCUUUAUCGUGGAGACCAAGGGGCGCAGCUUGGAGGAGAUCGAGAGGGAGCUGCUGGGGAGUGAGGCAUAGAGGGUGGGGUUAUGAGUCCUGCUAAACAGUGUGCUUAGGUAGUGCCCUUUCAUCUCACUGCUAUCAGCUUGAGCCGGGGUGCCCUUUGUGCGAGGCUUUACCAUGGAGACCAAGGGGUUGCAGCUUGGAGGAGAUCGAACGGGCGCUGCUGGGCAGUGAGGCGUGGACUUGAUGGGUGCUUUGUGGGGGUGAGGUUUGUGUGAGGCUUUAUUGUGGAGGCCAAGGGGCGCAGCUUGGAGCAGAUCGAGAGGGAGUUGCUGGGGAGUGAGUCAUGGAUCAGAUGGGGUUCGAGUCGCCCCUGAACAGGGUGUUGCUUGCCGCCAGUGAAGCGUGACUGCGUUGCGAGUUGGAGUAGGGAGCUGUUUGUGCGUGCGUUUGACGUGGAGACCAAGGGAUGCAGCCUGGAGGAGACUGAGAGGGCCCUGCUGGGCAAUGAGGCGUGGAUCAGAGGGAACUUAAUUUCGGUGGCUGUUUGUCCAGUGGAAAGCGGUGGUAGUUCCUGGCUGGAAGCUGCUGUGGAGGCCGGGGAGGGGAGCAGUCUGGAGGAAAUUGGGAGGGCCUUGCUGGGCACCGAGAUGGGGCCGCCGGUGUGUUGAUGAAAGUUCCGAGUCAAGAGAGAUAGGCUGUCUGAGAAGUGCUGUCUGGCUGUAAUGAGCACAUGCGUUGCAUCGUCGUUGAUGGCGUGGCGUCCCAUAGUGUAUUUGUAGUGACGGAGAUUGGUACAACGAACCAAUGCAGGGUGCGUUGUAAAAUCCUGUGCGUGCAGCAUUGUAUUAUAUAGGCAGCAAGGUUGUGUUGAAUGACUCUG